Messenger RNA from Vigna unguiculata (cowpea), 1110 nucleotides. RefSeq names its product pathogenesis-related thaumatin-like protein 3.5 pseudogene. The record is from RefSeq and is a predicted model, not a curated record. Lineage: Eukaryota; Viridiplantae; Streptophyta; Magnoliopsida; Fabales; Fabaceae.
AUGUUGGGAAUAGAGUAUGGAAAAAGCUGCUUGAUAUGGGGAUCUCUGACUGUGGUACUCACGUUCUUACUUACAAUAUAUAUAGAGAAGCUGGGUGGGAAGCAAACGCAAAACAAGUUAGGAGUAGGAUUGAAGAAAAAGGAUGAGAAAGAAGCUCGGAUGCAGCAUAAUAGAGUACAUUUCUCAAAUCUUGUGGAUUUCUGUUCAUCAACAAUGGUUUCUUCAGCUCUUUUAACAGCCUUUUUCAAUAUCUUCUUCCUAUUCCUAUCAGGUGCAUAUUCAGCGACUUUCACCAUCACCAACUUGUGCGCCAACACAGUGUGGCCAGCAAUCUUAUCCAGCGACGGAAGCUCGCCCCUCCCCAGCACCGGUUUUUCUCUCGUACCAGGUGACUCCAAAACUCUCCCCGUGCCUCCCGCUUGGUCCGGGCGAUUGUGGGGUCGGACCCUUUGCUCCAUCGACAUCACCGGCAAGUUCUCAUGCGUUACCGGUGACUGCGGCACCUCAACUGUGGAAUGUGGCGAUGGAAACCCCACAUCACCGGUUACUCUUGUGGAGUUUGAUUUUAACGGCACCAGCCGACUCAUCUUAUACGACAUCAGCCUCGUCGACGGUUUCAACCUUCCAGUGGAUGUGGCUCCCAGGGGUAGAAACUGCUCGGCGACGGGUUGCUUGACGGACUUGAACAUGGCGUGUCCAAUGGAUCUUAAGGUGAUGAGGGAUGGAGAGGUCGUGGCUUGCAAAAGCACGUGCCAAACUGAACCAUGCUCUAGUUCACUCUUUUUCAAGACUGCAUGUUCUGCCGCUCGCGUCUAUGCUCACGAUCAUCAUAGCUUCUUCAGUUGUUCAUCUUCUCAUUACACACUCACUUUCUGUCCUACCUCCAAAAGUGGGACGAAGCCAGAGAAAAAAAAAGACCAUCCAGGCAAGAAGCCAGAGAAAAAAAAAAACCAUUCAGGCAAAAUGGUAGCAUUAUACACAGGAGGCGGCAGCAUGGCAACUGUGGUAUCUAUUAUUGGCCUUAUUCGUUUGUUCAUAAAAUUCCGAUCAGGGAUACGCUUCUCAAACAACGGAGAUUGGGAAAUCAGCUUGGGGGCAGAGACCAGAUAG